AUGCUUCCUGUCUUGUAUACAACCGUCGCACUUACGUCGUCCAACCAAAUCCUCGCCUUCUCAUACUCUCUACAGCACUCUGUCGACUUAGAGAUAGGGGAAACGUUGGGUUCGUACGUACGCUAUCUCUGGGUGGGCCCUAUAAGCUCGAUAUCCGAGCACGACCUAUCGUACGCAUCCAGCGCAUGGCCGGUGACGAUCAUUCACCAGAUACUGCGGCGGUGCCCCUCGCUCCGUGCGCUGGCCAUCGUGAACCUCGCACAGCACCUACUAUAUCGGCUGGAGGGUAUUAUCCCGGCCUCUGUGCAGUCCAUACACCUCGGUCCGGUCCACGGGCACCUCGAUCUGCCGAAGCUGCGAUGCGAAAAGCAGCUGCAGACGAUCACGAGUAUGGACACAUACCUGUCGGACUGGGAGGUGCACCAGAUCGUCACGGCGCCGCAUGUUAAGUGCUUCCGCCGCUUCUACAGCAACCCAGCGCGAAUAUCAUUCGCAUUCGACCAGCUGCCGUGUGUGAAGGAGGCGAAGUCGCUGGAGCGGCUGGAGAUUCUGUGCUGCGCUGACACCGUGGAGGUCGCUACUCUUGCUUUGCGGGAGCACGCGUCGGAGUACAGCGGCCGUGCCGAUGAGCGCAUUUGGCUCGUGGCAACCUCGAGUUGCUUCAGUACACGAGCGGAUGGUAUACGCGCACUCUACCAUGAUUGGAUAAACGAGCUGGGGAAAUUAGUCAGUGAAAGCGAAGAGCCGAUAAAUAUCGGUGACCGGUCGAUGAUGCUGGAAACUGUCAGUGCUCCUCUUGAAAAGGUCAGAAAUCUUCCAUUGCAAGAUAUUUAA
This is a messenger RNA of Fibroporia radiculosa, 834 nucleotides long. RefSeq lists its product as uncharacterized. The record is from RefSeq and is a predicted model, not a curated record. The coding region runs from base 1 to 834 and encodes 277 amino acids. Lineage: Eukaryota; Fungi; Basidiomycota; Agaricomycetes; Polyporales; Fibroporiaceae. The transcript has 2 exons.